CCUGCAGUGGAACGGCCCGAGCGGAACCAACGCGCAGCCGCGGGGGCGUUGUGGGCUGUGGCGCUUUUCCGCGGCCACGCCCGUGGGGCAGCGAGGAGCCGGGUGACGGGUUCUGCGCGUCAUUUCCGGCCCCGCGGGCGCCCCGGGAAGCCCACCUGGGUCCUCCAGGCCUGUGCUCCGAGCCGCCUCCACCGCGCGCCUCUCAGGCCCCGCCCGCCAGCGUCUCUUUGUGGCGAAGGCGCGGAGGCCGAGCGCUAUGCCUGCAGCGGAGACCGCGUCCGGCUGUCGUUCUAGGGCUCCACCUGGAGACUUGCACCCACACAGCAGAAGGGAAAGAUGUCACGUCUGAGAUGACUUGCACCCAGACAGCGGAAGGGAAAGAUGUCACGUCUGAGAUGAGGUUGAGAAAGGCUGGGACACCUGUCCUGGGUGCUCUCUCCCACUCCCUGGCGAGCUUGCUGUGAUGAAAGCCCCUGCCAGGCUGUGGGCAUCCUGUGGGGAAGCUCACCUGGCAAGAAACUGGUUGGGGGGUUUCCACCCACAGCCAGCACGGAACUCAACCUUGCAUGCCAGCCUGUGUGAGUGAGCUCAGAGGCGGAGCCCAGCCCCAGUCAAGCCUUCAGAUGAGGCCACAGCCCUGGUCCGUGGUAUGACUGCAGCUUCAAGGGGGACCGUAAACCUGAGGCACCUGACUAAGCUUCCCCCAGAUUCCUCUCACAGGAGCCAAGAUCAAAAGCACUUGUUUUGAGCUGCAUUGUAGCAUCUGCUCCUGUGCUUUGCCAGGGAGAGGCCCCAGUGGACUUGUUCCUGCCGCCCGGAGUCCCUGGGCGGUCUCGGUGGCCCAUGCAGCCCGGCUCGGAGGCAGAGUCGUCCUUUGUUGCGGUGGUUCCAGCAUGUCGCCCUCAGUGAAGACCCCAGCGCUGGGGGAGCUCGUUCCUGGCUCCGAGGAGAAGCCCAAGGGCAGGUGGCCUCUCAGCUGGGGCUCUCUUUUUGGUCACCGAAGUGAGAAGAUUGUUUUUGCCAAGAGUGACAGCGGCGCGGAUGAGAAUGUACUGACCGUCACCAUCACGGAGACCACAGUCAUCGAGUCCGACCUGGGCGUGUGGAGCUCGCGGGCGCUGCUCUACCUCACGCUGUGGUUCUUCUUCAGCUUCUGCACACUCUUCCUCAACAAGUACAUCCUGUCUCUGCUGGGAGGCGAACCCAGCAUGCUCGGCGCGGUGCAGAUGCUGUCUACCACGGUCAUCGGGUGUGUGAAGACCCUCGUUCCUUGCUGUUUACAUCAGCACAAGGCGCGGCUUUCUUACCCACCCAACUUCCUCAUGACCAUGCUGUUUGUGGGUCUGAUGAGGUUUGCGACUGUGGUUUUGGGCUUGGUCAGCCUGAAAAAUGUGGCGGUUUCGUUUGCCGAAACGGUGAAGAGCUCGGCCCCCAUCUUCACGGUGAUCAUGUCUCGGAUGAUUCUGGGGGAGUACACAGGGCUGCUGGUCAACCUGUCCCUCAUCCCGGUCAUGGGAGGGCUGGCGCUGUGCACAGCCACUGAGAUCAGCUUCAACGUCCUGGGAUUCUCGGCCGCACUGUCCACCAACAUCGUGGACUGUUUGCAAAAUGUUUUUUCAAAAAAGCUUCUCAGCGGGGACAAAUACAGGUUCUCGGCCCCGGAGCUGCAGUUCUACACCAGCGCCGCCGCAGUGGCCAUGCUCGUCCCAGCCCGGGUCUUCUUCACGGACGUCCCAGUGCUUGGGAGGAGUGGGAAGAGCUUCAACUACAACCAGGACGUUGUGCUGCUGCUUCUGACAGACGGAGUCCUGUUCCACCUUCAGAGUGUCACCGCCUACGCCCUCAUGGGGAAAAUCUCCCCUGUGACUUUCAGUGUCGCCAGCACCGUGAAGCACGCCCUGUCCAUUUGGCUCAGCGUGAUCGUUUUUGGCAACAAGAUCACCAGCUUGUCGGCCGUUGGCACAGCCCUGGUGACGGUCGGGGUCCUGCUCUACAACAAGGCCAGGCAGCACCAGCAGGAGGCACUGCAGAGCCUGGCUGCAGCCACCGGCCGAGCGCCCGAGGACCCCGGGGAGCCACUGCUUACGCAGGACCCCAGGCAGCACCCCUGA
This is a messenger RNA of Cebus imitator (Panamanian white-faced capuchin), 2111 nucleotides long. RefSeq names its product solute carrier family 35 member E2B. Gene Ontology annotation, cellular component: Golgi apparatus. NCBI's taxonomy places the organism in Eukaryota, Metazoa, Chordata, Mammalia, Primates, Cebidae. The coding region runs from base 894 to 2111 and encodes 405 amino acids. The record is from RefSeq and is a predicted model, not a curated record. The transcript is spliced from 10 exons. Gene Ontology annotation, molecular function: antiporter activity.